Messenger RNA from Ostrea edulis (European flat oyster), 1666 nucleotides. Its product is annotated as glycoprotein 3-alpha-L-fucosyltransferase A-like. Gene Ontology annotation, cellular component: membrane. The record is from RefSeq and is a predicted model, not a curated record. Lineage: Eukaryota; Metazoa; Mollusca; Bivalvia; Ostreida; Ostreidae. Bases 259 to 1248 code for a protein of 329 amino acids. Gene Ontology annotation, molecular function: alpha-(1->3)-fucosyltransferase activity. The transcript is spliced from 3 exons.
UUUCAUCAGAACAAAUGAAGAGUAACAUGUAUGACUGGCAGAGGAAGAGAGUAAUAUAUGUUUUGAUCAUAAUGUUUCUAAUUAGACUGCAAAUAUUGUGUUGAUGUGCAAUUUUUUAUAUCCUGUUACGUUUCCUUCGUAUUUGUUCAAAUCGGCCAAGUAAACGUUAUCUAACACCGCAGUACGACAUGUAUGAGAAAUUACCUUGUUGUUAUCUCUAGAGUUUAUCGUUUAUUUAAAGAUCAUUAGGUUUCCAAGAUGGAACGACUAUAUCGAGACUUUCUUUUUGUUAUCCUUGCGUUUGUUGUGGUGACUUGUAUGAUUAAUAUUUCUUCCGUAUUUCGGUGCACGUCUUCAAAGCAAGAUUCUUCUAAUGUACUACCAUGUGUUGUGUCUCCUAUGUCGUGUACAUCACAUUCAGACAGUGCAAACCAGAGGGCGCCCUUAUCGAACUUGACACUGGUGUGGGACGCGACAUCAGGUGAAGAUAGAAUUGAACAACAAAUUAAUUAUAAACCGGAAGUAGACCUUUCCCGUAAUAGGAUUAUUUUGAUAACUGGAAGUGGUGAUUUUGACGUUCCCAGGGGACAGGAAAAGUUUAUUCAAGACGGUUGUUCCAUUAAAAACUGUGAAAUCCACAGGGAUGACAAACAGAAAGUGAAAGUCGAUGCAAGACUGUUCAACAUGAUGAUAUCUUAUAAUGAAUUAUCAAUAAUUAAAAGAAAACCUGGAGAGAUAUGGAUUAUGUAUAUACUGGAGGGACCCCUGGCUACAAAUGAUUAUGUACUAUUAGGUGAUGUGUUUAAUUGGACAGCUUCAUUUCGUCACGAUUCUACUAUUGUGACACCAUAUGAAAAAUGGUUACCAUACACGAACAAAAAGAAUCAAACUCUUAAAAACUACGCAGCUGGGAAGAAGAAAAUGGCAGCCAUUUUUGUAUCUAACUGCGACACCAGCAAUAAUAGAAUGGGUUAUGUCAAUGAAUUGCAAAAGUACCUGUCUGUUGAUGUAUACGGUGCUUGUGGAUUUAAACAAUGUGAUAGGUCUUCAGAACUCCAUUGUUUUGAAAUGCUCAGAAAGGAUUACAAAUUCUAUUUAGCUUUUGAGAAUUCCAACUGCAGAGACUAUAUAACAGAAAAGUUUUUCCGGAAUGCUCUGAUAUCAUGUACCGUGGAUGGAUACAAUCCUCCUAGUUGUGACCACACUACUAUAACUGUGCAACAGAAUGAAAGAAAUAAGCAAGUAUGACGUACUUCCGGUGACAAUGGGAGCGCAUCCUGACGAUUACAAAAGAUCAGCUCCACCAAACUCCUUCAUUCACGUGGAAGAUUUUGAAUCUCCUAAACACUUAGCGAGUUAUCUAAAGUAUUUAGACGAAAAUGACGAACAAUACAAUGAAUAUUUCAAAUGGAAAGGAACAGGAGAUUUCAUAAACACGAAAUUUUGGUGUAGAUUAUGUGCUAUGCUAAAUGAUCUUAAAAAACCAAAUCUCGUCGUUCAAGAUCUCGGGGCCUGGUGGAGAAAACCAAAUAUAUGCAUACGUGGAGACCAAAGAUGGCGGAGGUGACAAUGUUGUGUUUAGGUGAUUCUGUCUCUGUUUAAAUUCAUGUAUAUCUUCAGUAUUUCUCAAUAACAUUCACAUCAUAAAACGCUUCAGUUGUCGGUA